CUUUCCGUCUCUCCCUCCUCCCAUGCCAACCUGCUGCCGCCUUUGUCAGCGCAGCCCGGCGCUAUGGCAUCCUGCUGGGGCUCCAGGCUCGGGCUCUUCAUCCUCCUCCUCUUCCUCCGCUCUGGGCAGCGGCUGCUGCAGAGGCAGAGCCAGCCGUGACGGCCGCGCUCCCCAGGCAAGAGGCAGGCGGAACCCCCAGGCUGGUGAAUGAAGCUGCACUCCCUGGGUUUCUCUGGGAGCACAUCACUGAAGAGGAUGUUCUCUGUCCUUGAUAUUGCUCAGUUUUCAAAUCCACCCUGAUUGGCAGGCAGCCCUCUAGCAUCUGCUGGAUUGGUUUCAAGAAGUGGAGCACAGUUUCCAGGCUAAACAGCAAAAUACGCUUAAACCAUGGAGUCCAAUCAAGAAUCCUCACUCUUCCUCAUGAAGAUCUUGGAGGAGCUGGACACGAAGCAGAAUACUGUUUCUUACCAGGACCUCUGCAAGUCCCUGUGUGCGAGGUUUGAUUUAUCCCAGUUGGCCAAGCUCAGAAGUGUGCUGUUUUACACUGCUUGCCUGGAUCCUAAUUUCCCAGCGACUUUGUUCAAAGACAAAAUGAGAUGCACUGUAAACAAUCAGCAAUCAAAGAAAAUCAUGGUUGCAGCAGAUAUAGUAACAAUAUUCAACCUCAUACAAAUGAAUGGGGGAGUGGCCAAGGAGAAGCUUCCAGUUGCAAGGCAGAAAGUGAAGAAGAAAGAGUCCUUCGAGUCCUGUAGAUCUGACACAGAAAUCUGCAAUGUGGCAGACUGCGUGCCCAACUGUGAACUGAAUGACCAGGAGUUCAACCGGGGUUUUCCAGUCAGAAGGUCCUCAAAAUGCAGAAAGAUGGACUGCAAAGACUGUCAGCAGUUUGUUCCCUCAUCGGAACCCAACUUUUUACUUGGUGUUAAUAAGGACAUGAAGGGCCGGGCUGCCUCUCUGGAUAGGCUGCAGGCAUUGGCGUCCUACUCCAUUGCCACAUCUCCACCAUGCGAGAUGCAGAGUACGUACUUCCCCAUGAACAUUGAAAAUGAAUCAGACCAGGACUCCUUGCCUAUACAUCCAGGCAUAAAAGAAACUUUCAUUUCAAAUGAUGAGCCAUUUGUGAUGCAGACAUGUGUCCAGAAAAGAAAUAUAUUCAAAGAAGAUUUUCAUAAUCUGAUUACAAUAUCUCCCAGCUUAAUACCGCCCAGCAAAAAGCCAGAAGAUGGACACAGAGAGCCUAAGAACAGGAAAGAAAGCUCUAAGCAGACUUUCUUCAACCACAGCUUUGAAAUGCCAUACAGCAGCCAGUACUUGAAUCCAGUUUAUUCUCCUAUACCAGACAAAAGACGAGUGAAGCAUGAAAGCUUAGAUGAUCUUCAAGCUUCAACGUAUUUUGGCCCAACUACUAUUCUCGGGCCCCAGGAGACCAAAAAGUGGACUGGAAAGCCAGCCAAGCAAACUGCCUGGCCAGCUAAAAGCUGGAGUUUAAAUACUGAGGAGGUACCCGACUUUGAAAGAUCAUUUUUUAAUAGGAAGCAGUCUGAAGAGAAGCUGCGAUACCAGAGUUCAAACAACCCAUCUCCAAACUUUCCUUCGGCUGACAGGCAUCAGUCCUACCUAAAUGCGAAGGAUUCACAACCAAUUAUGCAGGCAAACUAUGCCGUGAAACCAAAUGGGCAUAAACCCAAGGAAAUCCCUUCUAUUCUAGAUGUGGAGAAACAUGAGCCAGUCAAAAAGUUUAAGGAUAAAAGCAUUAACUGUACUUCUGUUCAGAUCUUGAGCAUUGACAGGACCACAAGUGUUGGGACACAGACAGAGCAGCAAGUUCUGGACCACAAGAAGUGCAAGGACUUGUGUGCAGCAGGCCAAGCCAAGUACGGAGAGCGGCACUCUCUGAAGCACUCAGAUGACGACUCUGAAAUCGUGAGUGAUGAUAUCAGUGACAUUUUCCGGUUUUUGGAUGACAUGAGUAUCAGCGGGUCCACAGGAGUGAUGCAGUCUUCAUGCUACAACAGCACCGGUUCCUUGUCCCAGGUGCACAAAUCAGACUGUGAGAGUUCACCUGAGCACAAUUUGACAAAGAUCUCCAAUGGGAGUGCCUGUAACAAGCUGGAUAAAGUGGCCCGGGCAGACAUCAGUAACACAGAUGAUGAACUAAAAACGAGCGUCUGCAAACUAGUGCUGAGGAUUGGUGAAAUAGAGAAGAAACUGGAAUCUCUCUCAGGUGUCCGAGAUGAAAUCUCCCAAGUCCUGGGAAAACUAAGCAAGUUGGAUCAAAAAAUCCAGCAGCCGGAGAAGGUCAGUGUGCAAAUAGAUCUCAAUUCUUUGACAAGUGAGGCUGCGUCGGAUGAGAGUAACUCCCCGCAGAUAUUUCAGUGCCACAAUACUCCUCAUGGAGGCAAACUGGAGAAUAAUCCAGAAUGGUGCUGCUCAGAUGCCAGUGGAAGUAAUAGCGAGAGUCUUCGAGUAAAAGCCUUAAAAAAAAGUUUAUUUACUAGGAGGUCAUCCAGAUCAUUAACAGAGGAAAACAGCGCAACGGAAUCCAAAAUAGCAAGUAUUUCAAACUCUCCCCGAGACUGGAGAGCUAUUACUUACACCAACCAAGUUGGCAUUACGGAAGAGGAGAGGAAAGAGAGAGAUGGAGGAGAAAAUAAGGACUGGCACAGGAAAUCUAAAGAGGCAGACAGGCAAUACGAAAUCCCACAGCCACAUAGACUCUCUAAACAACCAAAAGAUGCUUUCUUGAUUGAACAAGUCUUUAGCCCUCAUCCCUACCCUGCGUCACUCAAGUCACACAUGAAAAGCAACCCACUCUACACAGACAUGAGGUUGACAGAGCUGGCUGAAGUGAAACGUGCACAGCCGUCAUGGACCAUAGAGGAAUACACGAGGAAUUCGGGGGAUAAAGGCAAGAUUGCAGCAUUGGAUCUACAAACUCAAGAAUCUUUAAACCCAAACAACUUGGAAUACUGGAUGGAAGACAUUUAUACUCCUGGCUAUGAUUCCUUAUUAAAACGCAAAGAAGCCGAGUUCAGAAGAGCAAAGGUUUGCAAGAUAGCUGCUCUGAUAGCAGCGGCAGCUUGUACGGUCAUUCUGGUCAUUGUAGUUCCCAUUUGUACAAUGAAAUCCUGAACCUGUGGACAGAGCCGUGACUCCCAGCUGUGUGCAUCUCGGAUAGCUCAUGCUGUGUUUCAAACGUCUGAUGGCAGAACUGUAAGGAAUUUGCUAAGGAAGAAUGUUCCGAGGAUAAUCCUGAUGGAGAAUGCAGUAAACAUAGUAAAACACAACUAGGGAAACAUUUUUC
This is a messenger RNA of Pezoporus flaviventris, 3304 nucleotides long. RefSeq names its product membrane integral NOTCH2 associated receptor 1 (gene MINAR1). Gene Ontology annotation, biological process: negative regulation of TOR signaling; negative regulation of cell population proliferation. The transcript is spliced from 5 exons. The coding region runs from base 388 to 3132 and encodes 914 amino acids. NCBI's taxonomy places the organism in Eukaryota, Metazoa, Chordata, Aves, Psittaciformes, Psittacidae. Gene Ontology annotation, cellular component: plasma membrane. The record is from RefSeq and is a predicted model, not a curated record.